This is a messenger RNA of Amphiprion ocellaris (clown anemonefish), 6734 nucleotides long. RefSeq names its product BMP2 inducible kinase (gene bmp2k). The record is from RefSeq and is a predicted model, not a curated record. Gene Ontology annotation, biological process: protein phosphorylation. Gene Ontology annotation, molecular function: protein kinase activity; ATP binding. The transcript has 16 exons. NCBI's taxonomy places the organism in Eukaryota, Metazoa, Chordata, Actinopteri, Pomacentridae. Bases 781 to 4302 code for a protein of 1173 amino acids.
UGGGUAAAUAACAAACCACCUACUUUUGAAGCCUGCCGUUUCGGGGAGUCACGAGAAGUUUAACGUUAGCGGAGAUGACACCGAGAAGAGCGGAGAUAGCACCGUCGAACCGGGACAAAGCCACUCCGCCGGGGGGGUUCUGAUAAGCGGCUCGGAUCGCGGUCUCGAGGGCUCCUGUGCUCCGCCAGCCCACCUGCACACUCGGGGCGGCUCGUCUCGCGGAGGAACCGUUGGUGGCUAGGCUAACCAGGAGCUAGCGGGGGCUAACUAGCUGCGGUAGCCCAAGCGGAGUGAACAAGUCGCGGCGUGCGGAAGCUAACGACACCGAAGCUGCUUUUAGGACACCGCUGGGGCUUGUUUUUAUUUUUUUUAUCCCGGAGAGGAAGGGGUGGUGGUGGUUGUUCUCGGCGCCGGUGCCAGCUGCGUUGUGUUGUGCCCGUCUUCCCCCUCUUCAUUGUCGGCGGAGCGUCCUGAGUGGAGUCCGUGCAUGCUAGCAACAGCUGCAGCCCGUUAGCGUGAUGUGUCACAUUAGCUAAAGAACCAGUUUUUUUCCUUUGCUUGUUUUUAAACGCCCGUUUAUUAACUGUACUUUUUUAAUGUCGUGUCGUCCCUCCAGAAGAACCAGACGCGGAGCAUGCCGGAGGAGAAAAGACUCGGGGAUAAGUAGAUAGGGGACGUCGGACGUUACCGAGUUUUUUAUAUUCUUUUUUAAAGACUGGACUGUGCGGCUCGUUCGCCACCGAUUUUGGGGGAUUGAGUUUGACAGAGAGAGAGUCGAGGAUGAAGAAGUUUUCCAGAAUGCCAAAGUCCGAGAGCGGCGGACUCGGAGGGGCGUCCGGCUCCGGGUCCAGCUCCGGAGUCAGCAGCUACUUCGGGAAAGUGUUCGCGGUCGGCCGGUACCAAGUCACCGUGGAGGAGCUGAUCGCCGAGGGAGGCUUCUCAGUGGUGUUCCUGGCUCGUACGCACAGCGGUGUCCGCUGCGCUCUCAAAAGGAUGUACGUCAACAACGUCCCGGACCUGAAUGUCUACAAGCGAGAGAUCACUAUCAUGAAAGAGCUGUCAGGCCAUAAGAACAUCGUCAACUACCUGGAUUCUACAAUCAAUGCCGUGUCAGACAGCGUAUGGGAGGUCCUGAUCCUCAUGGAGUACUGUAAAGCCGGUCAGGUGGUGAAGCAGAUGAACCAGCGGUUGAACGUGGGUUUCAGCGAGGCCGAGGUCCUCCACAUCUUCUGCGACACCUGCGAGGCGGUGGCUCGCCUUCACCAAUGCAAGACGCCCAUCAUCCACAGAGACCUUAAGGUUGAAAAUAUCCUGCUGAACGACCAGGGAAACUACGUGUUGUGUGACUUUGGCAGCUCCACUCACAAGGUUCUGCUGCCACAUAAAGAUGGAGUGACUGCCGUGGAGGAUGAGAUUAAGAAGUACACGACCCUUUCGUAUCGGGCGCCAGAGAUGAUUAACUUGUACGCAGGAAAAGCCAUCACCACUAAGGCUGAUAUAUGGGCACUUGGAUGCUUGUUGUACAAGCUGUGUUUCUUCACGCUUCCAUUUGGGGAGAGUCAAGUUGCCAUAUGUGACGGAACCUUUAUCGUUCCAGAUAACUCCAAAUUCUCCUUCAAGUUGCACUGCUUAAUCAGAUAUAUGCUCGAACCAGAUCAGGAGAAGAGACCAGACAUUUACCAAGUGUCCUACUUUGCCUUCAAAUUAGCUGGAAAGGACUGUCCAGUGCCAAAUCUCUUUAACUCUCCCAUCCCCACGUCGCUGCCAGAGCCACUAACAGCGAGCGAAGUCGCUGCUAAGAAGAGCAUGACAAAAGCCAGGAUAACGGAGUCUGUGGGUCCAACGGAAACAUCGAUAGCUCCCAGACAGCGGCCGAAAGCUGCCAACAGUAACGUCCUGCCUCUCGCCAACACUGUCACCCCCGUCAAGAUGACCGUGCCUUCAGCACCCGUCAGCAACGGCCAGAAAGCUCCCACUCCCGGCUGUGGACAACCAUCCAUGCAGCCGCAGCCCGGCAGCCAGCAGCACCGAGUCCUGCAGCAGCUGCAGCCCGGUGACCUGCGACUGCAGCAGCUGCAGCAGCAGCAGCAGCAUCACCACUACCACCAACAACAAGCAGUGCAGCAGCAGCAGCAUGCAAACGCACAGCAACUCCAAUACCUCCAGUACCAACAGGCCGUGCAGCAGUCCAUCCAGCUGCAGCAGCAGCAGCAGCAGCUGCAGCAGCAGCAGCAGCAGGCGUUGCUCCAGCAGCAGCAGAUGAUGAUGCAGCCCAUGUAUCAGCAGCAGGUCGCUCAGGCUCAGGCUCAGUACGCAGCCAUGCUGCACCAGUACCAACAGGCUUUUGUCCAGCAGCAACAACAACAACAACAUCAUCAUCAGCAACAACAUCCACAGCAGCAGCAGCAGCAUCAUCCCGCUCAGCAGCCUCUCCCCUAUAUGUCUUCCCCUCUUGAGUUCCAGAUCCCACUUGGUUCCUAUAACGCGACCACGCCCACCGCUGGACCUGGACCUGGACCUGGUCAGAUUGGGGGACCUUCACCUGUGGAUCCUUCAUACACUAACCCCAGUAGAAACCCUCUCCUCGCCACAGACGGGAUCACUCCUCCUUCCCAGAGCUGCAGCAGCGCCGUCAGCAGCAGCGCCGUCAGCAGCAGCGCCGUCAGCAGCAGCGCCGUCAGCAACCCCCCCGACAUGUCGGGCUGGAACCCUUUCGGAGAGGACAACUUCUCCAAACUGACCGAGGAGGAGCUGAUCGACCGGGAGUUCGACAUGCUCAGAGCAAAAAAACCGCUGGAGAGGACCGCCAGCGUGGAAACGGACCGCCCGCCCGCCUCCACCGCCAAGCCCCUCCCACCGGAGGAUCUGUUCGGCUCCGUCCCGUUCGUGGCCAACGCAGGUACCAAUGUGGUAAAAGCUGAGCCGACCACCGAGGAAGUUCCUGCUGUCAUCUCAACUCCUGUGGAAAGUUUGCAGCCGGUGGUGGCCAAAGAGCACAAACCGAGUAAAAAGAGCGGCUGCAGACCAGGCGACGAGUCCGACAGCGACUUCGAGUCCGACCCUCCUUCACCGAAAAGCAGCGAAGAUGAAGAGGCGGAGGAGGACGAAGCCUUGAACAGCGAGCACGGUGAAGAUACCGAGCCAGAGAAUUUAGGACAAAGACCUCUGCUGAUGGACUCCGAGGAUGAGGAGGAUGAAGACAAGCACAGCUCGGAUUCGGACUACGACCCUAGCAGGGCGAAGAGUCGCUCCAAGAAACCGGCCAGUGGUAAAGCAGCUUCAAGCGCCACCAGGAGUCCUCGGGGGGAAUCUGGCACGACCCUGAUCACCCCUCCAGAGUCGCCCAGCGGAGCCAGAGCCGUAGAGGCCGUGGAUGUCUUCGGUGCUGUACCCUUCCUCGGUGGAGCACCACCUGUCGGGGCUUCGGAGAGCUCGGAUAUCUUUGCCAAAGCGCCUUUUAGGCAAGUCAGCCACGAGCAGCCAACGGCAGACGAGUUUGAUGUUUUUACCAAAGCGCCCUUCAGCCGGAACCUUUCAAAGUCGGGCAAAAGCGACGUCCCCAUGGGCCAGACGCCACCCAUCUCCCCAGAGGGCAUUGACAUUUUCGGCUUCUCGCCCUUCGAGCCGGGCCCCACUGUGCCUCCUCCAACCACCUCGAGAAGCGCCGAGGACAUCUUUAGAUCGUCCUAUGAGGAGUCAGCGAGUCCUCAGCAGCAGAGGCUGAAGCAGCGAAGCCUCCAGAAGUUGUCAUCCCGCCAGAGAAAAACCAAGCAAGAUUCCACCGCAGGUGGAAGCAACGGGAAGCGACACCACGGUACGCCAACCGGAGGACGCAAGAGCAACAAGCCGACGUAUCGCACACCUGAGAAAGUCCGAAGACACAAGAAGGUUGGUCGCAGAGACUCGCAGAGCAGCAACGAGUUCCUCAGCACCUCGGACUCUAAGGAGAACAUCAGUGUGGACAUAACCAUGGCUGAGGGGAAGGACAAAGGAGCCUCCCUGCCGGUGGACGAUGCCCUUCUAGACCCGUUUGGGGCCAAACCCUUCCACCCUCAGGACGGCAGCCGGCACAGCCAGUAUCAAGGCCUCAGCGACAGCAAGAGCGACAUGGCCACAGCCAAUGGUAAGUCCUGGACGGGUUCCCUUCACGGUGCUCUCGGAGAGAACAAAAUCAUGGAUGACUUUGGGGCGGUGCCCUUCACAGAACUGGUCAUCCACAGUGGACCUCAGCAGCAGCAGACGCCGUCGCAGCCGGUUGACCUCGACCCUUUCGGAGCUGCGCCUUUCCCCUCCAAGCAGUAACUCUUCCUGCGUCUUCCUGCUCUGCCAGUUGCUGUUAAAACACCCCUGAAGCUUUUCUUUUUGGUUUGGGAUCAUUUUCAACCAGUCGUGGAACUACAAGCUAACAAUGUGCUUCUUUUGUAAGAACAUUUUAAUACGCCUCUAAGUUUGAGUAACAGAAACCUGAAUCCUGUGGAGUGAGCGGUGUUUCCACAUAUCUUUCAGCUGUACCUGUUUGCUGAAAAGCCUUUUAUGCUGCAUUUUAACGCUCAUAGAGACAUUUGAAACGGGAGACCCACUCAAAAAUUGUACUGUGAUUAUAAGCUUAACAUUUGACCGCUUGACUUGCUUCAAAAAGCUCUUCACGGCCGUCUGCCUUCUGAUCUACCGAUAUGUUUUUAGCACCACAAAGCCUUACCUGAGCUCGGCUCUGCCUUGCUUCACAGUACCUCGGAAACCACGACGCCGUCAGCCUUUACCGGCCUUGAGCGUCGUUUGAAAUCAUUUGGGAAUUGUCCUUAACCACUUUGUUUUUAUUAGACCUUUCUCUAUGCAUAAUUUCACAGUAGUCUUUUACGCAGCCAAAGGUGGCUGUGAUUUGUGUUGCAUUACACUUGGAAUAGUAGAAGGGAUCGAAUUUAUGUUAAACUUCCUUAGAAAGAUGGAGCUCUUAAUUGGUUCAGGUUCAAAUUUAGGCUCUUAACUGUUUUCUUUAUUUCCUAGCAGUAAACUUCUAGGUAAGUACAGUUCAGUUUCUGUCUUUUAUUUUUUUCUAUUAAGUUGCAACUCAACAUGUUCUGUUAGAAAUAAGGAAGAAAUAAAACACAACGCCACGUCAGAUCACUGGUCAUUUGUGAACUUUAAACCCCAAGAGGAAGUCACAAGCUAUACUGUUAUUUUCUCAUCAAUGUAAGUGAACUCGGCAUCAGAGUUUGGAUUAUUUUCAUAGGAAGUGGGAAUCAGUUAAAAGAUAACGCUGGUGACAUUUUACUUACAAUCCCUUGAAAGGACCAAAACCAACAACAUGUUUUAGUACUUUACAACUUUCAAUCCUUACUGAUUCAACUGUUUUUAUGAUAGUUGGGAAUUGCAAAUGUUACACUUCUUUCUUGAAGUUAGUUUUGAAAGUUGAUACCACUAAUUAAACCUGUGAAGACACAAAGCUACAUCCAGGAAACAGUUAGCUUUGCAUAAAAACUGGAAAUGUGAACAUCUGUAGCAAAGUUGUCCUACUAGCAUCUUGUUAAUGUAAUGAAAAUGUAAAUUUUACAAAAUAGUGUAAAAUUUGUGGGGUUUAUCUUAUGCUAAACACUAUUUCUUGGACUGCAGCAUAUAUUUUUUGCACAUUUUCAAUAAUCCCAGUAGCAAAAGCGAAUGGAAACAACACUGGGAACAACAAGGAAGUCUUUAUGCUCGCUUAAGAAAGUGAAAAGAGUUUAAUGUGUUUCACUGGAGUUAGCAAGCAUUUAACUCUAAAGACUGAUUAGCUGUUAGCUGCUACUUUUGUUAUCUUCACUUCUGGACAGCGCAAACCUUCGCUGAUACCAGCUGAAAUAAAACAAUAACUACAGUGUAGCCGAUUAGAAACAAUUCUUGAAAACUUCCCUUUUUUCUUGUAGAUGGCCAGAGAUUUGUUCAUGUUUAUGGCAAACAUCUAGUCUCGUUUAGGGCUUCAUCUACUUUGUCCAAUAGUUUGACGUUGAGUUUCGUCUGUCCAAACGAACUCUCAUGAGUUUUUGCUUUUUUUCUGUGAUAAUACAUAGUAAUAGUUUUCACUAAAAUGACCUUUUAAAUCAGGCCAAUAAUACAUAGUUUAAUUUUCAACAAAACACCAUUGAUUUCAGCAGAACAAGACUCAAACAGAAAGAAAUUGAUAGGGACUAUUUUCAGCGGCGAAUUCAUUAACAUUUGGUUCUGUGGUGAGUCCAGUGCUACUGGCAGCAGGAUGCUGUAUGUGGGAUAGUUUUUGGAUAACAGUGCAGCUGAUUAAUUUAUAUCAAGCUGUGAUUUUUUUCUGUAAACGGGAUCAAUUCAUUACUGUGUUGCGUUUGGUCUUUUCAUGGGAUUUUGUUGACGAUGACAAAAGAAAAUGAAUCACCAGAAUUCUUCUUUAACGUGGGCCCUUCCGUUGCAGAAUGACGUAAAUAUAUUGGCACAAUUCGUGAAGGGAAAAAAACAUUAAAAUCCAAUCUGUGAUGUUGAUGUUCGGGUAUUCAUCGUUCCACUCUUCAGUGCUGAACUCUUCCUCUUCAUCACCGGCCUUAAGCACUGCAUUCAGCUACACGACCGUUGGCACAUCUGCUGUUUCCACCAGUGGAACCAUUUGACAUUUUCCAUCCUCUUUUUGUGUUUUUUUUUUUUUUUUUUUUUUCCACCAGGGUAAAUCGGACAUUGUAUUUAUCUGCUAUACUGCUGUUGGAUGCAAUAAAUAAAGUUUCAUCUCAGUGAUCCUA